Hordeum vulgare subsp. vulgare (domesticated barley) is the source of this 640-nucleotide messenger RNA. Its product is annotated as glutaredoxin-C15-like. Bases 101 to 415 code for a protein of 104 amino acids. The record is from RefSeq and is a predicted model, not a curated record. The transcript has a single exon. NCBI's taxonomy places the organism in Eukaryota, Viridiplantae, Streptophyta, Magnoliopsida, Poales, Poaceae.
GGCAAAACCUCUAAAUAACACUAGCUUUCCUUCUCAAAGAAAAACACUAGCUUUCAAACUAGCUCAUUUCACAACCCAUCAGGAAGAUCGACGAGAUAAUAUGGAGAGGGUGACGAGGCUAUCGACAGAGAAGGCGGUGGUGAUCUUCACACCGAGCAACGACUGCCCAAUGAGCUACACAGUGACGACCCUCUUCUCUGGCCUCGGCGUGUGCGCGGCCGUGCACGAGCUAGACAAGGACCCCCGCGGCCGCGACAUGGAGCGCGACCUCGCCCGCCGCCUAGGCCGCACACCGGCCGUCCCGGCCGUUUUCAUCGGCGGAAAGCUCGUCGGUUCCACCGACAGGGUCAUGUCACUGCACCUCGGUGGGAAGCUGGUGCCGAUGCUCAAGGCCGCCGGAGCGAUCUGGCUCUGAGCCCGAGAGGCUGUGAGAGCAUAAGUUAACUCCCACGUAUAAGUACUGCAUGCAUGCGUAGAGAGGCUUGGUUUGUAUUUUGCCUACUAAACCGUCCUCACGUGAGUACGUAUAAGAAGACGGGAGCACCAGAAGUUUUGGCCGCUAUCGAUAAGAGAAUCACAAAGCUGCGUAUCUUUGUAUGAAAAAAGUGGACUUCUUAAUUCUCAUUGCACCCCUUUUUCA